Molecule: messenger RNA, 555 nt
Organism: Geosmithia morbida
Lineage: Eukaryota; Fungi; Ascomycota; Sordariomycetes; Hypocreales; Bionectriaceae
Product: nuclear distribution protein
Exons: 2
Coding region: 1-555 (184 amino acids)
Biological process (GO): cytoskeleton-dependent cytokinesis
Cellular component (GO): dynactin complex
Source: RefSeq, a predicted model, not a curated record
AUGCUACGCAUAGAGCACCUCCUCUACGGACAGACAGGUACCCCAUCACUCACACCUGAUGAGCCUGCUGCCGCGCAGGUGGCCAGUCUGGAGAAGCGUUUCUCGGUCCUGACAUCGCAUAUACGCGUCUACGCCGAUCUUCUCAAGAUAUACAAAUCCCAUCCCGACUUCUUCCACGCCUCGCCAACCGCGGAACCGCCCUCCCAGCUCCCCGCCGAUGCCGUCCAAGCCAUAGUCCUCUCGUCAGCGUCGUCGUUCCACUCGACCCUGUCGUACCUGACGGCUAUAAAGGACUGCACGGUGCCCGACCCGGCUGAGAGCGCGUCUCUCAUCGCACAGACGGACAGGAUGAGGGCCCUGAAGGCUACACAGAUGGCCCAGGCGGCCGAGGUCGCGGAGCUGCGGGCGCGGAGCGAGCGUCUGAUCCGGACAUGGUAUGAGGCCUCCUUUCUGCCCGACGCGCAGGCCUUGGCCGAUCUGGAGGGGAGGAUGAGCAUGGCCGAACGCGGGGUGAGGAGGGCAGAGCAUGAGCGGGAGGCUGCCAAGGAGCUAUGA